Messenger RNA from Anastrepha ludens (Mexican fruit fly), 1693 nucleotides. It is a transcript of the gene Kyat, whose product is annotated as kynurenine aminotransferase. The record is from RefSeq and is a predicted model, not a curated record. The transcript is spliced from 6 exons. Gene Ontology annotation, biological process: biosynthetic process. Gene Ontology annotation, molecular function: L-kynurenine:2-oxoglutarate transaminase activity; pyridoxal phosphate binding. The coding region runs from base 115 to 1488 and encodes 457 amino acids. Gene Ontology annotation, cellular component: mitochondrion; cytoplasm. Lineage: Eukaryota; Metazoa; Arthropoda; Insecta; Diptera; Tephritidae.
UAUCAAUGUUCACGCGAUAUUGCAAUUGACGAACAUAGAAGUGAAAGUGAAUGUGUAAUUUUGAAGGGCAGUUGAUUAAUAAAGUAGUUUUGACUUCUAAAAUACUGUUAUAAGAUGCUUAGUCUGCCAUCACGACUUUUGUGUCAACAAGCGCGUCAGUUGCGAGGUAAACAAGCCAUUCUAAGCAGUACAAUCCAACAACUCCAGCAGAGAGAACAGUUUAACACAACAAUGGAUAAGUUUGGAUUGCCGAAACGCUUGCAGGGUAGUAAGCCCAGUGUUUGGAAUGAGUACAUUGCAUUGGCCAUGCAGUACAAGCCCCUAAAUUUAGGGCAAGGAUUUCCUGACGAGCUGCCACCCUCCUAUGUCACAGACGCAUUGGCGGAUAUAGCGAAGAGCGACAAUCCCAUGCUGCAGCAGUAUACACGUGGUUAUGGUCAUGUUAGACUCGUUCAAGCUCUAAGCAAGCUUUAUUCAAAAUUAGUUGCACAUGAACUUAAUCCACUUAGUGACAUUUUAAUCACUUCGGGCGCUUACGAAGCACUCUAUUCGGCAAUAAUGGGGCAUGUAGAUGUUGGCGAUGAAGUGAUAAUCAUUGAACCAUUCUUUGACUGUUAUGAGCCAAUGGUGAAAAUGGCGGGCGGUGUGCCACGCUUUAUAGCCCUAAAACCGAACAAAUCGAAUGGUACUAUGAGCUCGGCUGAUUGGGUACUAGACGAUGCCGAACUUGAGCAACUAUUCAAUAACAAGACCAAGAUGAUUAUAUUGAACACACCUCACAAUCCUAUCGGCAAGGUAUUUCAUAGAGAGGAAUUAGAACGUAUUGCUGCUCUGUGCCGCAAGUGGAACGUUUUGUGUCUCUCCGAUGAGGUCUACGAAUGGAUGGUAUAUGAUGAUGCGAAACACAUUCGCAUUUGCACUUUGCCUGGCAUGUGGGAACGUACUAUUACAAUUGGAUCGGCCGGCAAGACAUUUUCGGUAACUGGCUGGAAAAUUGGUUGGGCUUAUGGGCCAGCCAAUCUUAUAACCAAUUUGCAAAUGGUGCAUCAAAACUCAGUGUAUACAUGCCCAACUCCAAUACAAGAGGCGGUGGCACGUGCCUUUGAAUUGGAACUAGAGCGACUGGACUCUUCAGAAUGUUAUUUUAAUAGUUUGCCACAGGAAUUGAAGGUCAAACGUGAUUUUAUGGUGAAAUUUUUAGAGCAUGCGGGCUUGAAACCUACCGUGCCCGAGGGUGGUUAUUUCAUGUUGGCCGAUUGGAGUUCAUUGGGCAAUAAAAUCGAUUUAACUUCUGAGACCGACCAAUAUCUUGACUAUAAAUUCACUAAGUGGAUGACGAAAAAUAUGGGUCUACAAGGCAUUCCGCCAAGUGCUUUCUAUGGCGAAGAACAUAAAAAACUUGGUGAAAAUUUUGUGCGUUACUGUUUUAUCAAAAAGCAGGAAAACUUGGAAAAGGCGGCUGAUCUACUUGCGAAAUGGAAGUCGUAAAUAAGUUGCGCAUAAAUUUCAAGAUGUUAGGUGUUUGGGAAAUUAAAUUUUACAACCUAUUAACAAAGAAUUUAACAAACUAUACAUUGUGAUAGUGAUUGUUAGACAAAUGUAUGUACAUAUAUUAAUCACUUAUGAACGAAGGCAAUAAUAACCAUGUGGAGUUUUUAUAUUUUAAUAUACGCAAAUUCGAAAUCACGAAGAA